UUUUGUAGAAAAUUUGUGAAAUGACUUUUUUCCUUUUUCUAUCUAGAGCGUUUCUAACACAACAUGGUAGAUUUUGCAUGUUUGCUGUAGUUAAAAAGCAUCUAGUUUUCAAUUGAACAAAGUUAUUGUCCGUAAUAAGAGUAGGAUUUGGGUCAUUUUCUUUCAAAAUGUUUGCUAUAUUUAGUCAAGAUUAAUAAAUGAAAUCAAAACUGAUUUACAAAUUAAAAGUCUCCAUCUAUCGAACAAAUUUGCAUCAUUUUUGAACUGCAGCUGGGGAUCGCACAAAAAUCAGUCCAAGGACCACAAAUGGCUCCCGGGCCACACUUUUGCCACCCCUGCAUUAGUAUUUUACUAUUUUAAACUUUGAAUUGUGUCUGAAUGACAGCAGCCACCUCUGGCUUUGUAAAUGGUGCUUUGUCGACUGUCCAUUCAGCAGUUCAGCUUCGUCAGCUGUUCUCUUUUCCUGCAGCGCUGCGAAACAAAAGCGCUCGCUGCCUUUCUGUGGAAUAAUGAGGCUGAACAUGACCAGCAAUGCUAAUGAAACUCUUCAUUCACUACAGGUCACUUAUUAGCACAUUUUAGUGUUCUUAUCAGAUCAAAACGGUGCACUUUUGAAAGUUUCCAGAACUCGACAAUGCAUUUGAGAGAUGGACUUCUUGGUGUGGAAAAGACCUGCCAUCAUUUAUCUGCAAAGAGGAAAGCAAACUGACAUUGGACACCAUAUUUAACGGCUCCCAGCUGAAUUUUAAUGUUUUAGGAGUGGAUUUGUGUCUCUAUGUUCCAUUACCGUUGAAUAAGUGACAUGUCUGGGACCAAAGCAUCAUGUGGCGAGUUUACAGACUCUGAUUCUGACGACAAAGAGGAACAGACAGCGAUGGUGUGUCUGGAGACAGACCUUCACGAUGGACAGAUGAUGGAAGUUGAUGUUGGUCGUCACAGUGUGCUAUUAACGCGCUGCGAUGGAAAAUAUAGCGCCAUUUCAAACCAGUGUUCACACUAUGGUGCGCCGCUUAGCAAAGGCGUUAUUUCAGGACACAAAGUGCGCUGCCCGUGGCACGGCUCCUGUUUUAAUGCUCUAACAGGAGACCUGGAGGAGUUUCCUGGGAUCGACUCUCUACCUUGUCACAAGGUCAAAAUUCAAAACAGCAAAGUGUAUGUGUCCAUAAAUAAAAAGGACAUCCGGCAUCAGAAAAGGUUGCAGCGAAUGGGAGGUGCAGUACCAGGAGUGAAGCACACAGUUUUACUGCUGGGAGGAGGAGCUGCUUCGCUGAUCUGUGCCGAGACGCUGCGGCAGGAAAACUUUGGCGGCAGAAUCAUCAUGGCCUCCAGAGACGACCUCUUACCUUACGACAAAACCCGACUCAGCAAGGUAAUGAAUGUGUUGAGUGACACCAUCGUGCUGAGGAGGACGGAGUUUUUCCAUCAGUAUGACAUUGAGGUUUGGCUCCAGAAAGAAGCAGUAUCGGUGGACACGGAGAAGAAGACGGUCACUUUUGAUGAUGGUUUAGUCCAGAGCUACGACCAGCUGCUUCUCUCUACCGGCUGCAGAGCGAAGGGUCUGGAUGUGCCGGGGAGGAAGUUGGACAACAUUAAGAUGUUGGAGACUCCAGAAGACGCCAGACAAAUCCACGCUGCCUCUCUAGGCUGCAACAUCGUCCUUGUGGGAACUUCCUUUGUCGGAAUGGAGGUGGCGUCGUACAUGAUAGACAAAGCGUCCAGCAUCACGGUGGUGGGCAGCAGCGACAUGCCGUACCAAAACACUCUGGGCCGCGAGGUCGGGAAAAUCACCAUGAUGAUGCUGUUGGAGAAAGGUGUGAGAUUUUACAUGAAUGAUCACGUGACAGAAAUUAAAGGCGUUAAUGGAAAGGUGAAAGAAGUUGUACUUAAAAGUGGUCAUGUUAUCCCAGCUGAUGUUUUAAUUGUGGGUAUCGGCAGCAUCCCAAACGCAGAGUUUCUGCAAGGCACUAAAAUACAGAAGAACUCCAAAAAUUAUGUUGUUGUUGACAAGUACAUGCGAACAAACGUCCCUGAUGUUUUCUGUGCGGGUGACCUGGCCUCCUUUCCUCUGGCACUGGCCAAAAACCAGUUGGUCAACAUCGGACACUGGCAGAUGGCACAAGCACAAGGGAGAAUAGCUGCUCUGAACAUGCUAAAGAAAACAACUGAACUCACCUCAGUUCCUUAUUACUGGACCAUCCUACAAGGCAGAACCAUCAGAUAUGCAGGUUAUGGGGAGGGAUACACUGAGAUAAUAAUGAAAGGAAACUAUGAGUUUGAGGAGAGGAAGUUCCUGGCCUUGUAUAUCAAGAAUGAUGAGGUCAUAGCAGCGGUGGGCCUGGAUUAUGAUCCUGUGGUGUCUGCUGUGGCCGAGAGGCUCCUAUCAGGGAAAGUCAUCACAAAGAAAGAGGCUCAGUCGGAUGAUCCCAGUUGGCUUCAGGUUACCUGAUCUGCAUUAAAGCAGUCUGAAGAUUAAAAUAUGACAGGACUUCACACCACACCUCCAUGUUUUUGUGUUCUGGUGCUGGAAGACUAUUCACAGCAGGGAGUCCAACACAACUGAUACCUCAAAUAGAUGCAGCUUUGGGUCUUUUUUAGUCCAAAAUGCUGUUUUUUUAACUUAAUAAACUCUGU
This is a messenger RNA of Gambusia affinis (western mosquitofish), 2631 nucleotides long. It is a transcript of the gene aifm5, whose product is annotated as apoptosis inducing factor mitochondria associated 5. The record is from RefSeq and is a predicted model, not a curated record. Bases 803 to 2446 code for a protein of 547 amino acids. The transcript is spliced from 19 exons. Gene Ontology annotation, cellular component: cytoplasm. Lineage: Eukaryota; Metazoa; Chordata; Actinopteri; Cyprinodontiformes; Poeciliidae. Gene Ontology annotation, molecular function: 2 iron, 2 sulfur cluster binding; flavin adenine dinucleotide binding; oxidoreductase activity, acting on NAD(P)H.